UCAAGAAGUUUGUCCCCAGCGCCGAGCCGUCUCCCCGCCCGCGCCGCUGCCAUGGCGGCAGCUCCGCUGCUCUCCAAGGCCGAGUAUCUGAAGCGUUAUUUGUCUGGGGCAGAUGCCGGCGUCGACGGGGGCCCUGAGUCCGGCCGCAAGCGUCGCAAAAAGCGGCCGAAGCCUGGCGGGGCCGGCGGCAAGGGAAUGCGGAUUGUGGAUGAUGAUGUGAGCUGGACUUCAAUCUCCACCACUAAACUGGAAAAGGUGGAAGAGGAAGAUGAUGGGGAUUUGCCUGUGGUGGCUGAGUUUGUGGAUGAGAGGCCAGAAGAGGUAAAGCAGAUGGAAGUCUUUCGUUCGAGUGCCAAAUGGAAGCUUCUGGGAGGCCACAAUGAAGAUUUACCUUCACACAGACAUUUCCAUCAUGAUAGCCCAGAUCCGUCUCCUCCAAGGAGGGUCCGUCAUGACACCCCGGAUCCAUCUCCUCCAAGGAGGGUCCGUCAUGACACCCCAGAUUCGUCUCCUCCAAGGAGGGUCCGUCACGACACCCCAGAUUCUUCUCCAAGGAGAGUCCAUCACGACUCCCCAGCUCCUUCUCCUCCUAGAAGGGUUCGUCAUGAUUCCCCAGAUCUGUCUCCCCCCAGGAGGCCCCAUCAUGACUCAGACCCAUCUCCCCUGAGGAGGGCCCAUCAUGAUUCACUGGAUCCUUCUCCCCUCAGGAAGCCUCAUCGUCAUUCUUCAGGUGUAUCUCCUAGGAGGGCCCGUCAUGACACACCAGAUCCAUCUCCUCCUAGGAGAGCCCACCACAGUUCCUCAGAUAGCUCUCCCCUGAGAAGGGCCCGUAACAGCUCCCCUGACACAGUUCAACCUAGAAGGACUCUCGACUCUGUGGACACAUCACAGCUCAGGAGGGCCCGUCAUGAUUCCCCUGAUUUGGCUUCUAAUGUUCCUCCUUCACUGCCCAGAACCCAAAGCAGCAAAGCCCCAGAAAGAGCCUCUAGCAAAACUUCUCCACAUUGGAAAGGGCCAGGACCCUCUCAUCCCUCACUCCCAAAGAACAGCAGAUAUGACUAUGACUCGGACCUCUCUCCUCCACGAAGAAAGCAAGCAAGGUCCCAGUCUGGAAGUAAGCAGCAUGAUUCUAAAGGCUCUUCCCCCAGCCAUAGGAAAUUUCAUACAAGUUCUUCACCCAGAAGAUCUCAGAGUGACAAAUUGGACUCUUCUUCCUACCCAGGUGACAGUCGGAAAGCCUCUGAUUCAGAUCUUUCUCCUCCACGGCAGAAACAAAGUUCAGGGCACCGGGAUUCUGAUUCAGAUCUGUCACCUCCACGGAACAGACCUAGACACCGGAGCUCUGAUUCUGACCUCUCUCCACCGAGGAGGAAACAGAGGGCCAAAUCUUCUGAUUCCGAUCUGUCUCCACUUCGAAGGAGUCAGCCUCUGGGAAAGAAGGCUGCGCACAUGUACUCUGGGGCUAGAACUGGGUUGGUGUUAACUGACAUACAGCGAGAGCAGCAGGAGCUUGAGAGACGGGACCAAGAAACCGUGGCAUUUGAAGCUGAAUUCCAAUAUGCUGAAACUGUAUUUCGAGAUAAGUCUGGUCGGAAAAGGAAUUUGAAACUGGAACGUUUAGAGCAGAGGAGAAAAGCAGAGAAGGAUUCGGAGCGAGAUGAGCUGUAUGCUCAGUGGGGAAAAGGGCUUGCCCAGAGCCGGCAGCAGCAACAAAAUGUGGAGGAUGCAAUGAAGGAAAUGCAGAAGCCUUUGGCCCGCUACAUCGAUGAUGAAGAUCUGGAUCGGAUGCUGAGAGAGCAAGAAAGAGAGGGGGACCCCAUGGCCAACCUUAUCAAGAAGAGUAAGGCCAAGGAGAACAAGAAUAAGAAAGUGAGACCUCGCUACAGUGGCCCAGCACCUCCUCCCAACAGAUUCAAUAUCUGGCCUGGAUAUCGCUGGGAUGGAGUGGACAGAUCCAAUGGAUUUGAACAGAAGCGCUUUGCCAGGCUUGCCAGCAAGAAGGCGGUGGAGGAACUUGCCUACAAGUGGAGUGUUGAGGAUAUGUAACUUUUCUGAGGCUGUCGGGUGGCUGUGGGUUGUUUUAGUGGAUGCAGAGCAGCCAGACAUCCAGCUGUAAUAGUCCUCUGUGCUAAUAAUCAGGGCCCGCACAGACCAGCGACUUGCUGAAUGCCAGGUGUGACCACAGAAGGAUAUUUGAGAUGUGAUGUUUGGACUGAGGCACCUGUACUUCUCAGGUGUGCUGACACUGCCUGUUGCUGGCUUUCAGAGGAAGCGUUUAUUUCUCAGUGUCCCAGGGUUUGUUCUUGGUUAGGGUAUUUCUUUUUUAAUAAACAUACAUUUAUUUUUUUAAAAUAAUUUUCUUAAUUGGAUAUUCUAUUUUUGAGAAGAAUACAAGCUAAUAUUGAACCCCCAGGGAUCUUGGAGGGUGAUGGUUGGAUUUGUCAUUAAUCUAGGAAGCAGUAUGAGUAAAAACUUUACCAGUGAUAGAUCCUUCCUCUUAGAAGAUAAGAAUUAUUGCUAAACUAGACUUAGGAAUAGAUGGCUAUUUGGAGACUUUACUUGAUAAAGGUAGUAUCACAAGUUAGGAAGAGAUGGAUAAUGGUGCUUAGAAAAUUAGAGUAUUAUAUGGACAGAAACAAAGUUGAAUCCCUACCCUAGACCAUAUUAAAGCAAAGACAAACCCCAAAGUGAUUAAAGACAUAAAUGAAAGGUAAUAUGCUAAAGCUAGUAGGAACAAAUGGAGAAUGUCUUUGUGACCUUGGAGUGAGGAUAGAUUUGUUAAAUAAGAUCUCCAAAGCACAAUCCAUAAGAUUUAAUAGCUUUGUCUACUUCAUAAUUAAAAGAUUUCUAGUCAGCAAACACCCUAUAGUCAAAGCUAAAGAUGGGGAUAGAUUAGGAGAAAAUAUUUGCAAUGUCUAGAACUGACAAAGGAUUACACUUACAACAGAUCAAAUAUAGAAGGAACUACCGUAAAUUGGAAAGAAAAACAAAA
Molecule: messenger RNA, 2992 nt
Organism: Vicugna pacos (alpaca)
Lineage: Eukaryota; Metazoa; Chordata; Mammalia; Artiodactyla; Camelidae
Gene: BUD13
Product: BUD13 homolog
Biological process (GO): mRNA splicing, via spliceosome
Cellular component (GO): RES complex; U2-type spliceosomal complex
Molecular function (GO): RNA binding
Source: RefSeq, a predicted model, not a curated record